AUGAAUCCUACGCCUGAGCCCAAAGGAAAGGAACCCAUACGUGGCGGCUCGCGCAAUUAUCCUACGGCAGGCCCUUCUACUAGCCCUUCGAAUCCCAUGCCUACGGCUCAAGGAUCUACUUCGACGAGUACACAGCCGGGGAGUUCUCAACGACCGCCGCCUGAAGGUCAUCCUACGUCAUCAGGUCUCCCGACCGCCGACUCUUCUCGUGAGAAACCGAUGAAUCCUACGCCUGAGCCCAAAGGAAAGGAGCCCAUACGUGGCGGCUCGCGCAAUCAUCCGACGGCAGGUCCUUCUACUAGCCCUUCGAAUCCCAUGCCUACGGCUCAAGAAUCUACUUCGACGAGUACGCAGCCGGGGAGUCCUCAGCGACCCUCGCCUGAAGGUCAUCCUCCACGUCAAGCGACAACCAAUGCGAGCACAUCCCCCGAAGACCCGGGUCCACCGGACGACAUUGCCGUUACCCUGGCCAGAUUAGUCGCCACCCUGAGGAACCAACAAGAUACGCUGAAGAACAUCCAAACCCAAGGAAACACUCUACGGUCCGAGUUCCAGGGAUUCCAGCAGACACAUACACGGGAGCCCAACGCUGAAGCAUCAGGCUCUGCUGCCCGCAAGCGCAAGAAACCAGCACGGAACGGGAAAGACGGGAACGCUGUGUCAAUUCCUGCUUCCAAGGUGGAUCCUGCAAUUGCAGAGCAUCCCCUCUACGAUCAGUUUCUGAAAUCUAUACGCGUUCAUUUCAGAGAACUCAUGGGAGUGGACGACAUCCGGAGCCUGCAACUUGACUCGCCACCUUGCCGCCCCUUAACACCCGAAGAACUGGACGACUUCAACAGUCGGUCACCGACCCGUAUACAGAUCUCCGAGGAGGCGUACCGUUUCGACUUCAAGCUCAAACGCUCUCAUCCUUUCAAUCUGCACGCGUUCUCCGUCUUUACGCAAUCGUUCUUGAGGCGCGUCGAAGCUGGGGAGUAUAGUCAUCCAUCCCCACUGCCAGAUGAAUUCUUGCAACGCCGACAUGUACUGACUGCUGUAUACAAUCACGCGAAAUGGGUGAAGUCUUUAUUCUACCGGAAAUUCGUACACAAGGAGACGGAGGAGGAGACGGAUGAUCGUUUGGCCGCGGGUGCCCGCAGUUCACGGAAGUACAGGUUAUACGAGAAGCGGCUCGAUGCCGUGGAGAAAAUCGCUCCCGAACACAGGCAGCUGAUGGAGAGUGCCGGCGUACAAGGAGUUAGCUCAGAUGAGUCUUCUGACGAACUCGCGACGGAUGUGCUUGGUCAGGCCAUGGACAAGACGAUCCGUAUAUCUCCUGCCUGGCGAAGUGCCGCUUUUCAAAAUUGGCAACGCUCGAUCGACCCUGUUGUUCGAGACUUGAGCAGACCUCGAGUUGGUCACCGACAGAAACCGGGUGCGAAUCCGCGUUUUCGUGAAGUUUCUACGCGAGUCAACCAGGCUUCUGUGGCGCCGUCUGGGCUGCCUCGCAAUUGCUACGACGAGGCAUGGCUCCAGACGCUUCACGCUCAUGAAAUGGAGGAGCUCCGCAUGGAGGAGAAGGACUACGAGCUUGAGCCCAUUCAGUACGUGCAGACGCAGCCUUGGUAUCGCCGAGCGCGGCGGGUACCCCUAUCCAACCGGCGGCGUGGAGCCUUCGCUGAGAUAGACGUGGGACUUACGACAUCGCACGGCGGAGAGGGAACUUAG
This is a messenger RNA of Peniophora sp. CBMAI 1063, 1707 nucleotides long. The record is from the annotation of a GenBank genome assembly. Lineage: Eukaryota; Fungi; Basidiomycota; Agaricomycetes; Russulales; Peniophoraceae.